Penaeus indicus is the source of this 816-nucleotide messenger RNA. RefSeq lists its product as uncharacterized. Gene Ontology annotation, molecular function: NADP binding; N,N-dimethylaniline monooxygenase activity; flavin adenine dinucleotide binding. Lineage: Eukaryota; Metazoa; Arthropoda; Malacostraca; Decapoda; Penaeidae. The transcript is spliced from 6 exons. The coding region runs from base 42 to 623 and encodes 193 amino acids. The record is from RefSeq and is a predicted model, not a curated record.
CAUCCGUCUAUCACUCACAACAAAGGCUUUACAAGAGAACCAUGAAGGUGGUGGGAGUCAUUGGAGGUGGGGCAGCUGGUCUCUGUGCUGCUCGACACAUCUUGUCCUCAGAGGAGCUGACCCCAAUAGUAUGGGAACAGUCGUCGCAGAUAGGUGGUACGUGGAGGCUCUCCAAAGACGUUGGGACAGAUAGCAAAGGUUUUCCUGUACACUCAAGCAUGUAUGAGAGUCUGAGGACAGAUUUACCAAAAUUGAUCAUGAAAUUCCCGGAUUUUGACUUUCCAAGUGAGGUAGAAUCUUUUGUUCAUCACACAUCUGUUCUCAAAUACCUGGAAGAUUAUGCUGAUCACUUCAAUCUUCAUCCAUAUAUUAAACUCGGCCACAAUGUUGAGAAUGUAGCUGUAUUGGAGAGUGAUGAAGGGCCUCCAUCCUGGGCUGUCACAGUGAAAGAUCUGUCAACUGAUGUAGUCAGUACAGUCACCUGUGAUGCCUUGCUUAUUUGCAAUGGACACUUCUCCACUCCUCAAAAACCACUUAUGAAGGGAUUGAGGAUUUCAAAGGUCGACAAAUUCAUAGUCAUGACUAUCGUGAACCGUCACCAUACACAGAUUCCAAAGUUAUAAUCCUUGGUGCUGGGGCCUCUGGGCUGGAUAUUUUAAUGGAAGUAUCCACUGUUGCCAAGGAGGUACUUCUUUCUCACAACCUCCCAGUUCCCUUCCCUUCUGAGUUGCCUCCAAAUGUCAAACAAGGUCCAGGCAUAUGAAAGUCGCGGAAAAUGGCUUUUAUCUUAAAGACGGUACCUUCCAAGAAGCAGAU